GUCUUGUGAGCGGCACAUGACAGACCGAAUUCUAUCCUCUUGGCAUCGUGGAGAGAAAGAGGUGAGAGAAAGAGCCCGACACAUCUUCCUUUACUUUCAGAUGACGGUUUGAGGAAGCAGAAAGAACCAAGCAGCAUUGGAAAUGAACCCUUGUACCAGCAUCUUCGUCUUCUCAGUCAUCGUGUUGCUGGGUUCAUCUGCAUCAGCCGACGAUGACAAGAAAGUUAACAGACAGGCGAACAUCCAUGUGUUCACGCCGCACGGUCCAAGCCAGACGACAGAGAGUUUUACGGGAAUAUACGGGGCUCGCAGCCUGACCAACCCGGUGUCUGGGAUGCUGGUCCACGUGCGAACAGCAGAUGAAGGACGUCAUGGCUGCACCGACUACAAUCACACUCUGCCCUCGCACGACUGGAUCGCUCUCAUUCAAAGAGGUCAGUGUAUGUUCACCCAGAAGAUAAGAAUCGCCACCAAGCAGUUCAACGCUACUGGAGUCAUCGUCUAUGACCUCGAAGCUAACGACAACAUCGUCAACAUCAUCAGCCGCAUUGACGACGAGGUCUACGUAUUCGUGCAUCAAAACGUCGGUCGCAGGUUGGCGCUGAUGGUGGACGCCGGCUCCCACGUGCACGUCAACAUCACAGCUGCUUUCACCAUGGAUAACAGCAGUACCUCCAUCAUCUCCUCCGCUCUCUCCUCCUUCAUCGUCUGUAUCAUUGCCCUUUUAGUCAGCAUCGGAUAAGCAGUCAGAGCCUCGAUAAAGCUGUUAUCUUGAAAACAAAUUCAAGCUUGUUGUGUAAAUCCUUUACUUUUCCAACUGUUUGAAAAAAUGCUAAAAUCGUUUAUUUCUAUGGGUCA
Molecule: messenger RNA, 858 nt
Organism: Pomacea canaliculata
Lineage: Eukaryota; Metazoa; Mollusca; Gastropoda; Architaenioglossa; Ampullariidae
Product: RING finger protein 150-like
Exons: 3
Coding region: 143-742 (199 amino acids)
Source: RefSeq, a predicted model, not a curated record